CUCCCAAGGCGGUAGCCGAUCCGAUACUGACGUCACGGGACAAGGACAGCACAGCACCCUCUCACCCUCUCCCAUGCGGCCAUGCCCGGGCAGGGCUCCCGGCUCCAUUUCUACGUGACCCCCCCGCGCCGAGCCCGCUCCCCUGGCUGCCAACGCGAGCUGUACCCAAUUCCCCUCAUCCCGAGAAACGCCCCCAGAAACCAGGGGCAGCCACGCACCAAGAACCACCCACGGCGACCACCGCCCACCGCCCCCGCGCUCCGUCCGCCCCCCUGCGCAUUGCACAGACCGUGACCUACCUCGGUGAGCCGUGAACGAGUUCCCCAAUUCCCUAAUCCCACCACCUCCCCACCGGACCGGCAAUUCUUCCGCGAGUGUGAGUUCCUCGUUCCGGAUUUUCGUUCCCCUUGCGAGCCGUCCACGUCCACCUCGCGCUGUUGGAUUGGAUCGGGUCACCGCCGCCGCGGAAAAAGCUGACUUUUUUCUUUUUCGGCCGAGCGGGGACGCCGAGCUGUGCUGUGAUCCGGCGUCGCACACCUGGGCUCUGGUGGUUCCGGUUCUUAUCCGGAAAGGGGGGCGGGGGCGGCAUCCGAGGCGGGAGGGAGAGUGGUGGGGCGGGCCACGCCCACGAGCGCCACGUGACGAGCGGUUGGCGAUGGCGACGAUGGGCGCGGGAAAGCGCAGCGGCGAGGGCGCCGCGUCGAGGCUUACAUAAGGAGGAGGAGGGCGGGGAUCCCGUUGCGUGCCGUACCGUGGGAAGGGACCGACCGAGGGACAGGAGAGGAGAGGAGCGGAGAGAUCUGGGCUGUUCCGUUCCUGAGCUGCUGCGAGUGGGGAGGGAGGGAGGGGGGUCGUCGUCGUCGUCGGUCGAGGAAUGGGGACCGCGCUGGAUGCCGCGGCCUUCGGGUCGGUGGACGGCGUGGUCGGGGAGAUCAUGCGGCUGCACCGCUCCCUGCCGGCGCGCCCGGCGCUUGAGGAGGUGGAGGCCGCCGAGGCGCUGGCGCACGCCGCCGACCGGGAGGAGCGGGCGCGCCUCGACGCAGUCGCGCGCCUGCGCAGGCCGCCCGCCGUCCCCGACGAGCUCUUCGGCGUCGCCCUCGAGAUGCACCGCGCGCUCGCCGCCUUCCACUGCCGGGAGCAGAAGCGCGACGCCACGAGGCUCCUCGAGCUCGACGCGCUCCACGGCCUCUUCGACGACCUCAUCCAGCGCGCGUCGCAGUGCGUGCCGUCCAGCUCCAGCUCCAGCUCCACCCGCGCCGCGCCGCGCGUCACUGCCUCCAAGGCCGCUGUGACCACCGCUGCCGCUUCGUCUUCCUCCUCCGCCGCGUCGUCGUCAGCGGUGGCUGCGGAUAGCAGCACUGACCGCUACUCGUCGAUGGGAGCUAAUGGGUACAGCGCGCAGAGGAUGGUGACCGGCGUGGGGCGUGUCUCCAUGGACGACAGCUACGUCAAGAAGGCCAAGGCUGCAGUGUGGGACGACGGCGGUGCGGCAGGGAGCUCUCAUAUGCCGCGAGGAGCUGUUGCAGCAAACUCUGUGGCGACUCGUGCGGAUGGUUAUGGUGAUGGCAACGAGAAAUUGACUCUCAUUAAGCUAGCUAGUAUGAUUGAAGUGGCUGCAAAGAAGGGCGCUCGCGAUCUCAACCUGCAAGGCAAACUCAUGAACCAGAUCGAGUGGCUCCCUGAUUCAAUUGGAAAACUCACUGGACUUGUCACCCUUGAUAUUUCGGAGAAUCGGAUAUUGACCUUGCCAGAAGCAAUUGGGAGGCUUUCUUCUUUGGCCAAGCUUGAUGCUCAUUCUAAUAGAAUUUCUCACCUUCCUGAUUCGAUUGGGGAUCUUUCUAACCUGAUAUAUCUCGACCUGAGGGGUAAUCAGCUUGCAUCAUUGCCGCCAAGUCUUGGUAGGUUGGUGAAGCUUGAGGAGCUUGAUGUGAGUGCAAACCAUCUUACCUCACUCCCUGACGCAAUUGGAAGCCUCAAACAUCUGAAGAAGUUAAUUGUCGAGACAAACAACCUUGAUGAGUUGCCGUACACUAUUGGCAAUUGUGUGUCACUGGUGGAGUUGCGGGCAGGCUACAAUCACCUCAAGGCCCUCCCAGAGGCCGUCGGGAAGCUAGAGUCUCUGGAGGUCCUCUCUGUGCGAUACAACAGUAUUAGGGGGCUUCCAACAACAAUGGCAUCUCUCACAAAGCUGAAGGAGGUUGAUGCAAGUUUUAAUGAGCUUGAGUCUAUUCCUGAGAACUUCUGCUUCGUUACUUCUCUUGUUAAACUGAACGUCGGGAACAAUUUUGCUGACCUGCAAUCCCUGCCUCGUUCUAUUGGGAACCUUGAGAUGCUGGAAGAGUUGGAUAUAAGCAAUAACCAGAUUAGGGUGCUUCCUGAUUCUUUUGGAAACCUGCAGCAUCUCCGUGUGCUCCGUGCCGAAGAGAAUCCUCUGCAAGUGCCACCAAGAGAUGUAGCUUUAAAGGGAGCUCAGGCUGCUGUUCAAUACAUGAGUGAAUAUGUUACCAAGAAAGCCACAAGAUCACAACCAACGAAGACAAAGAAGACUUGGGUUCAGUUAUGCUUUUUCUCCCGGCCUAACAAAAGAAAGCACGACCGGAUAGCGUCGUGAUUUAUUGUGAGAUUGAUGGCAUGAAACUGCUGUUUUUUCAACCCUUUGCUUCUGAAAAGAACUAAUGGGUGCAUCAUCAUCAAUGGCUACUGUUGUAUGGGUCAACAAGAUGUGAUGCCCAGAGCUUUCCCUUGGACGAUGCUGCAGCUUUCACCUCUAGAGCCAAGAUGCUCAGGUUUCAUGGAACCUACUCACUCUUCGUUCCACCACACCAGCUCAACUUUGAAUAACCCCUGGAAGAGUUUUGCUUCAGCUAAAGAAUCUGGAAGUUGUGUAAUCUCUCAGCCUUUUCCUAUGAUCGAGGGCAGCUGUGUAAAGAGACCUAGAAGACUGCUGAAGACUUGUCAAUAUGCAUAAUAUACAUGCAUCCGGUGAAACGAAGACCUUUGGUUAUUUAUAAGAUUUGUUUUCAGAGAUCAUCUUUUUUCUUUAUUUGACCAUAUAUGUUCUUUUAAAGUUCUAAAGUUAGGACUAGAAUUCUGCAAGAUACCAGAUGGCUGGGUUUGCUGCAGUCAAAUCUUAAGGAACGACGGUCAAACUUUAUUGGCCCCCCCUUUUUUGUAUUCCUUAAUAUUUAUUUAGUGCAUUCUGAGAAGUGUCUGUUAUAAUCAGUGUGCUACAAUCUUUCUGUAGAGAUUCAUAAAACAAAAGUUUUUUUAUUUAUUUUUAUUUUUUAUAGAUUUUACAUGUUUCUAUCUGAUACGAUUCUUCUCUCUUGUAAUCUGGGGCCUUAUAAGCAGCAUUCUCAGCACAAGGGUCUGGAAUGUAGUUUUUUCUGUAAAAAAAA
Messenger RNA from Sorghum bicolor (sorghum), 3398 nucleotides. RefSeq names its product plant intracellular Ras-group-related LRR protein 4. Gene Ontology annotation, molecular function: protein binding. The coding region runs from base 875 to 2611 and encodes 578 amino acids. The record is from RefSeq and is a predicted model, not a curated record. NCBI's taxonomy places the organism in Eukaryota, Viridiplantae, Streptophyta, Magnoliopsida, Poales, Poaceae. The transcript has 3 exons.